AUGCAUCACCCCAGCCCUGGCAUCUACCCAGAACAUGAGAACGAAGGAACAGUGGUGGUGAAGCCCUUUAUUGUCCUGACCCCACAGUUUCUGUCCCUUGACCAGGGCCAGCUCACCAAGGAGCUGCAGCAGCCCGUAAAGUCAGUGCCAUCCCUCAUGCAAGUACCUGAGGAAGCCAAGACUGACUGUGAGAAACCCUGGGAGCUCAGGAGGAAGGAGCCGCUCCAAAGCAGGGACAGGAAGCUGGUGGGAAAGGCCAGAAGUCAGGCGGUCAGGUUUCUACUUGAUUAUUUGUAUCCUGGGCAUGACCUUCUUGUUGUUCUGUGGAUGCCUAUCCCUAUUGUGUUUCUGGGAGUUUCCACAGUUGGCCUUUUCCUCCGAAAAAUUAUCUUCCGUCUCUGUGCUCGAGCCUUGGAGAGGGAGACAGCCAAGAGGAAGUCUGCCUACAAGCAGCACAGGAGGAGAAAGCAGGGAGUGCCAGAGAGACACAUGAGUGAGGAGCCAGCCCAGAAACGCCUGUGCCUAAAGAACACUUUUUGGAGAGCAGAUUCAGGACCUCAUUCGGUUCCCGUGAGGAACAGCAGCUGCAUCCCAACUGAAAACACGGAGAUGACAAAGGUUAACAUGGCUGCAGCACAGCGUCAUCAUUACUCAGCAUUGCCCUGCUCGCCCUAUCUCAUGGCUGAACCUUCAAGGCCACUGAUGGCUUGCCAGCCACCUCCUCCAUCUGGAUGUCACCUGGGAGCUCAACCAUUUCCAUCAGUGGAUUAUUUUUGGGGUCCACAGAUAACUACACAGGAGCAUCUUCUGUUACCUCUACCACCCUCAGCCAAUGAUUUUCUGAGUCCAUACACAACUCCACCCGAGUGUCUUCUGACCCCUCUACCGCCAUCUACACAUGAUGAGUUUUCGAGACCACAGACACCUACAGAGGAGUGUCUUCUGUUACCUCUACUGCCCUUAGCCAAUGAUUUUCUGAGUCCAUACACAACUCCACCCGAGUGUCUUCUGACCCCUCUACCGCCAUCUACACAUGAUGAGUUUUCGAGACCACAGACACCUACAGAGGAGUGUCUUCUGUUACCUCUACUGCCCUUAGCCAAUGAUUUUCUGAGUCCAUACACAACUCCACCCGAGUGUCUUCUGACCCCUCUACCGCCAUCUACACAUGAUGAGUUUUCGAGACCACAGACACCUACAGAGGAGUGUCUUCUGUUACCUCUACUGCCCUUAGCCAAUGAUUUUCUGAGUCCAUACACAACUCCACCCGAGUGUCUUCUGACCCCUCUACCGCCAUCUACACAUGAUGAGUUUUCGAGACCACAGACACCUACAGAGGAGUGUCUUCUGUUAACCUCUACUGCCCUUAGCCAAUGAUUUUCUGAAUCCAUACACAACUCCACCUGAGUGUCUUCUGACACCUCUACCGCCAUCUACAAAUGGAGUUUUUGAGACCACAGACACCUACAGAGGAAUGUCUUCUGUUACCUCUACUGCCCUUAGCCAAUGAUUUUCUGAAUCCAUACACAACUCCACCCGAGUGUCUUCUGACACCUCUACUGCCAGCUACAGAUGAUGAGUUUUCAAGACCACGGACACCUACAGAGGAGUGUCUUCUGUUACCUCUACUGCCCUUAGCCAAUGAUUUUCUGAGUCCAUAUACAACUCCACCCGAGUGUCUUCUGACCCCUCUACUGCCAGCUACAGAUGAUGAGUUUUUGAGACCACAGACACCUACACAUGAGUGUCUUCUAGCACCUCUACCACCUGCUCCACAUGAUAAUCUUUGGAGACCACAGACACCUCUACCUGAGUAGUACCUCUACCUCUACCUCCGUCUUCAGCUGAAGAUUUUCUAAGACCCAACUCACCUCAUUCUGAGUGUCUGGUAUCUCUACCACUGUUGCCAGCUGAAGAUGUUCUAAGACCUCACACACCUCCACUUGAGUGUUCUCUGAUAACUCUACCACCAUCUCAAGCUGAAGAUUUUCUGAGACCACACACACCACCACCCUAGUGUACUCUGUUACAUCUACCACCAUCUCAAGCUGAAGACUUGGAGACCACACACACUGCCACCUGAGUGUAAUCUAUUACCUCUACCACCAUCUCAAGCUGAAGAUUUUCUGAGCCCACACACACCUCCCCCCGAGUGUAACCUAUUACCUCUACCACCAUCUCAAGCUGAAGAUUUUCUGGGACCACACACACCUCCACCCGAGUGUAAUCUGUUACCUCUACCACCAUCUCAAGUUGAGGAUUUUCUGGGACUGCACACACCUCCACCCGAGUGUAAUCUGUUACCUCUACCACCGUCUCAAGUUGAGGAUUUUCUGGGACCACACACACCUCCACCUGAGUGUAAUCUGUUACCUCUACCACCAUCUCCAGCUGAAGAUUCUCUGAGCCCACACACACCUCCACCCGAGUGUACUGUUACCUCUACCACCGUCUCAAGCUGAAGAUUCUCUGAGACCACAGUCACCUCCUCCAGUCAAGUGCUCUCUGGUACCUCCAUCAUCUCUCCAGUUUGUGAUCUUCUGAAACCACAGACACUUCCAGCAACUGAGUGUCUUCUGGGACUGCCUUCAUAUCUUCCAGCUAUUUGUUUUGUGGGAUAUCCACCAUCUCCUCCAGCUGCAUCUCCUAUGGGACUUUAUCCACCUCGUCCACCUGUCUAUCCUGCUGAACCUCAGCCACCUGAUCCUAUCUGUCCUGGGGACCCCAUCCACCUCAUUGCCCUGUGUGUCCUGGGGGACCCCAUCCACCUCAUCGCCCUGUGUGUGCAGGGCGACCCCAUCUACCUUAUCACCCUGUGUGUCCUGGGGGAUCCCAUCCACCUCAUCCCUCUGUGUGUCCUGGAGGAUCCCAUCCACCUCAUUCCUCUGUGUGUCCUGGGAGACCCCAUCCACCUAAUCUCCCUGUGUGUCCUGGGAGACCCCAUCCACCUAAUCUCCCUGUGUGUCCUGGGAGACCCCAUCCACCUCAUUGCCCUUGUGUCCUAGGGGACCCCAUCCACCUCACCCAUAUGUCUUUCCUGGGGGACCCCAUUUACCUCAUUGCCCUCUGUGUCCUGGGGGACCCCAUCCACCUUAUCCAUAUGUCUUUCCUGGGGUCCCCAUCCACCUCAUCCUUCUGUUUGUCCUGGGGGACCCCAUCUGCCUCAUCCAUCUGCCUUUCCUUGGGGACCCCAUCCACCUCAUUGCCCUGUCUUUCCUGGGGGACCCCAUCCACCUCAUCCAGCUGUAUUUCCUUUUGGACGUUACCUUCUUCCUUUAGCAGUGUGACAUCUGGGUUCUCAGCCUACUUGUCCACUUAGUGGCCACUGGCAUCUCGGCCACCUUCUUUACCUUGGUGGCCUCCCUUAGCUAUCACCUUUAAAUGAGUCUCCUCUUGUACCUAAAGAAUCUCCUCAUGACCUCUCAGCCCUCAGCCACCUCCUUCUUCUAGGUCUUCUCUAGUACUUCAGCCACCUCCUUCACUUGGCUGACCUGCUGUCUCAGCUGACACUCAGCCUUCACCUGACUUGGCCUCAGACUUCACCCUCUCCUCUAGACACGUGGUCUCUGACACCUCCACCAACACCUCUAAAUGCACUGCUUGAUGUGUUGAUUUGAA
Callithrix jacchus (white-tufted-ear marmoset) is the source of this 3618-nucleotide messenger RNA. Lineage: Eukaryota; Metazoa; Chordata; Mammalia; Primates; Cebidae. The record is from RefSeq and is a predicted model, not a curated record.